Molecule: messenger RNA, 1602 nt
Organism: Penicillium cinerascens
Lineage: Eukaryota; Fungi; Ascomycota; Eurotiomycetes; Eurotiales; Aspergillaceae
Product: MDR family MFS transporter
Exons: 3
Coding region: 1-1602 (533 amino acids)
Biological process (GO): transmembrane transport
Molecular function (GO): transmembrane transporter activity
Source: RefSeq, a predicted model, not a curated record
AUGACUGAAACAGAGCCCAAGAUGACUGACGACAGUAAGAUGACGGACUCUCCAUCUGACAAGGAAUUCCAAACAAAUCAAACUGCCGCUUCUUUCUGGGUCGUUAUCGUCGGUCUCUGCGUCUCCGUUCUGCUUGUCGCUCUGGACAAUACAAUUAUUGCAACAGCCAUCCCCAAGAUCACCGACCAUUUUCAAGCGCUUGAUGAUAUCGGGUGGUAUGCAUCAAGUUACCUCUUGACAUCAUGUGCAUUUCAGCUCAUCUUCGGCAAACUCUACACCUUCUUCCCUGUCAAACAUGUAUUCCUCUCCGCAAUCGGUCUUUUUGAGAUUGGAUCUGCCGUGUGUGGUGCGGCGCCUAUGUCGGAUGCAUUGAUCGUCGGCCGAGCAAUCGCUGGUCUGGGAUCCGCGGGAAUCUUCUCUGGUGCCUUGGUCAUCAUUGCCUACUCAGUUCCUCUCGACAAGCGCCCUAUGUAUAAUGGUCUUUUUGGGUCGAUGUAUGCCAUUGCUUCGGUCGCUGGCCCGUUAAUGGGAGGCGCGUUUACAGACCACGUCUCGUGGAGAUGGUGCUUCUACAUCAACUUGCCCUUUGGAGCGGCCACUAUGAUUUCAAUUCUUAUUUUCUUGAAGCUACCACGCCAGGCCUCCGCCGGCCCGACCUCAUGGAAGGAAAAAUUGAACCAGAUGGACGUCUUUGGAACGAUUGUCUUCAUACCUGGAAUCGUGUGUCUCCUCUUGGCACUGCAAUGGGGUGGAACGCGCUAUAACUGGGACAACGGUCGUAUCAUCGCUUUGUUCGUUGUUUUUGCCGUUCUAAUGCUCGUCUUCAUCGGAAUCCAAAUCUGGAAAGGAGACUACGCUACAGUGCCUCCACGAAUUAUCUGCCAACGCAGCAUGGGGCUAGCAACGUUCUACGCCUUCCUUCUUGGCGCUUCAUUUUUCAUAAUGGUCUACUAUCUACCUGUUUGGUUCCAGGCCAUUAAAGGUGUCUCCGCUAUGAAGUCAGGAAUUAUGACUAUUCCUCUGGUGUUGACCCUCGUCUUGUUCUCUCUUGCUAGCGGGGCUGGAACGACCUUUUCGGGACAUUAUGUCCCAUUUCUUUAUUUCGGCUCUGUUCUCUCUGCUAUUGGCGCUGGCCUACUUACGACCUUCACCACUACCACUGGCCAUUCUAAAUGGAUUGGGUACCAGUUCAUUUACGGGGCAGGCAUUGGUGCCGGCAUGCAAAUGCCGAUUAUUGCGUCACAGGCUAUUCUUAAGCUGGAUGAUGUUCCAGUCGGCACCGCCAUUGUUAUCUUCGCCCAAACGCUGGGAGGCUCCCUUUUUGUCUCUGUUGCGCAGAACAUCUUCAACAACCGUCUUGUUCAGGGUGUGAUAGAAUGGGCUCCUCAUGUGAAUCCAUCAAGUGUCGCGGAAGCCGGCGCGACAAAUCUGGGUUCUAUAAUUCCACCAGAAUUCAUGUCUUCUGUUCUCGUUGCAUACAACCGAGCAUUGACUGAGACAUGGUAUGUAUCUGCCGCGAUGAGUGCUGUUUCCAUCCUCGGAGCCCUUGGAAUGGAAUGGCGGAAUAUCAAAGCCAAAAAAGCUUCUGAAUCAUCUGCAUGA